CCUCCAUCUCACUUCGUCUCGCCUCAUCCCGAAAAUCACUCUAAAGCCUCUGAACCGCGUGAAACCCUGAACCUAGAAGCUCUUAUUCUCCUCAAAAAUGGCGACUAUGGCCACCUCCACCCUCGCGGCGAAGCCCAAAACCUCCUUCGUCGACCACUACCACUCCUCCUUCAGCGGCCUCAUCCUCCCCUCGCGCGUCUCCGCCACCCGCUCCCACAGUUCCCCCAGCCUCUCCAUCUCCGCCUCCGCCGCCGCCCCCAGGUAUGACCUCAACUCCAUCCGCUUCAACCCUAUUAAAGAAUCGAUCGUCUCCCGGGAGAUGACCAGGAGAUACAUGACGGACAUGAUCACCCACGCCGACACCGACGUCGUCAUCAUCGGCGCCGGGUCCGCCGGGCUCUCCUGCGCGUACGAGCUCUCCAAGGACCCCUCCGUCCGCGUCGCCAUCGUGGAGCAGUCCGUCUCCCCCGGCGGCGGCGCCUGGCUCGGCGGCCAGCUCUUCUCCGCCAUGGUCGUCCGCAAGCCCGCCCACCUCUUCCUCGACGAGCUCGGCAUCCCCUACGACGAGCAGGACUCGUACGUCGUGAUCAAGCACGCGGCGCUCUUCACCUCCACCAUCAUGAGCCGCCUCCUCGCCCGCCCCAACGUCAAGCUCUUCAACGCCGUGGCGGCGGAGGACCUCAUCGUGAAGGAAGGGAGGGUCGCCGGUGUGGUGACUAACUGGGCCUUGGUGUCGAUGAACCACGACACCCAGUCGUGCAUGGAUCCGAACGUGAUGGAGGCCAAGGUGGUGGUGAGCUCCUGCGGACACGACGGCCCCUUCGGAGCUACCGGUGUGAAGCGGUUGAAGGACAUCGGAAUGAUCGACUCAGUCCCGGGGAUGAAGGCCCUCGACAUGAACUCGGCGGAGGAUGCCAUCGUCCGCCUCACCAGGGAGAUCGUUCCCGGCAUGAUCGUCACCGGCAUGGAGGUCGCCGAGAUAGACGGCGCCCCCAGAAUGGGGCCGACGUUUGGGGCGAUGAUGAUAUCUGGGCAGAAGGCGGCGCACCUGGCGCUGAAGGCGUUGGGGAGGCCGAACGCCUUGGAUGGGAUCGGCUGGGCGGAGAAGGUGCACCCGGAGAUGGUGCUGGCCUCGUCGGAGGGCGGGGAUGUCGUUGAUGCUUAAGUAGGAGUGAGGAAUGGAAGAAUAGUAGUAGAGGAGAGGAGGGGAGGGGAGUAGUGAGAAGUGAAAGAAAAAAACACCAGAAACCUCUCUUGUGGUUUUUCCGUUUUAAUAAUAUUAGCAUGUCUCUUUCUUGAGUCUAUAAAUAACUCGGGAUUUUUCAUGUGAAA
Messenger RNA from Phoenix dactylifera (date palm), 1332 nucleotides. Its product is annotated as thiamine thiazole synthase 2, chloroplastic-like. NCBI's taxonomy places the organism in Eukaryota, Viridiplantae, Streptophyta, Magnoliopsida, Arecales, Arecaceae. The record is from RefSeq and is a predicted model, not a curated record. Gene Ontology annotation, biological process: thiamine biosynthetic process.